Messenger RNA from Emericellopsis cladophorae, 852 nucleotides. RefSeq lists its product as uncharacterized. Gene Ontology annotation, molecular function: oxidoreductase activity. The transcript has 4 exons. The record is from RefSeq and is a predicted model, not a curated record. NCBI's taxonomy places the organism in Eukaryota, Fungi, Ascomycota, Sordariomycetes, Hypocreales, Bionectriaceae. The coding region runs from base 1 to 852 and encodes 283 amino acids.
AUGUCACAACUCCGGGACUUCAACACCAUCUUCAGCCUCGACGGCAAAACCGCCCUCGUCACGGGUGGCUCGCGCGGCUUGGGUCUUCACAUGGCGUCCGCGUUCCUCCUCGCAGGCGCCUCUCUGGUCAUCGUCACAGCACGCAAGACUGCGGGCGAACAAGGCAUCGACCAGGCUGUCGCCAAGCUCAAUGCACUCCCCGGGAUCAAGGGACGAGCCGCGGGCAUUGCGGCAAACGUGGCCGAUUCAAAAGACAUUGUUCGCCUGGUGAGCGAGGUCGACGGCCUCGUGGGUAGCAAGGGUCUGGACAUUGUGGUGUGUAACGCCGGCGCCGCCUGGGGCUCGAGAUUUGAAGACGCGCCCCCCAGCAGCUCCGUCAAGAUUCUGGACCUGAACGUCAGGGGAGUCUUUGAGCUCGUGCAAAAAUCACUACCCCUUCUUGAGAGGGCCGCCACCAAAGACGAUCCCUCCCGUGUGCUCGUCAUCUCCUCCACAGCCGGCGUCAACGUGCCUCAUGUGGGCGAGCACGGCACAAUCAUGUACAGCACUUCGAAAGCAGCUGUAAACCACCUCGCUCGGAACCUGGCUGUGGAACUAGGGCCCAAACAAAUCACCAGCAACAUCAUUGCACCAGGCUUCUUCCCGUCAAAGUUAGCGCAGGGUCUCAUCAGCAAUCUGGGCGGCGAGGAGUCUCUGAGCAAUGAUAAUCCGCUCAGGCGGCUAGGUGCGCCGGAAGACAUUGCUGGCGUCGCCGUGUUUCUGUGCUCCAGAGCAGCUGCCUACGUUAAUGGUGUCGAUAUCUCAGUCGACGGAGCAGCUAGACUGGCAGCAGGGAGAUUGUCGAGGCUGUAG